Sporothrix brasiliensis 5110 is the source of this 1920-nucleotide messenger RNA. RefSeq names its product capsule-associated protein CAP1. The record is from RefSeq and is a predicted model, not a curated record. NCBI's taxonomy places the organism in Eukaryota, Fungi, Ascomycota, Sordariomycetes, Ophiostomatales, Ophiostomataceae. Bases 1 to 1920 code for a protein of 639 amino acids. The transcript has 2 exons.
AUGCGGUCACGACAGUUUACUAUCCUCGGCGUCUUCGCCAUUCUCAUCAUCUGCUUCUACUCCUUCUCGCACAUCGAGCAGGCGCCAUAUCUCGGCCCACAUGCAAAUGGACAUCCCGCCACAGACCCAGCCGCAACGGCAACCCCGAACACGCCCGGCAACACACCCCCGACGCCGGAGAAGAGUCUGCCGCACCCGCCCGAAGUCGAAUCCGGUCACCAGGUGCCCGCCUCCGCGCCCGACGUCCAGCCUCCGGCGUCCAAGCCGAAGAAGGCAUCACAUACCUCGCACCCCAUGUGGUCACUGAUCAGCGGAGCCGAGAGCGACCUGGAGAAGAUGAAAGCACGGCAGUCCAAGACGCUCCAAGAGGCUGUGGCGGAGUACCGCAAGCGCUACGGCAUUGCACCGCCACCACACUUUGACAAGUGGUUUGCGUUUGCCAAGGACAACAACGUGCAGCUGGUCGACGAGUUCGACACGAUCAACGAGCUGCUGACGCCCUUUUGGGGCCUCAAGCCUGCGACGAUCCGCGCGCGGGCCAAGGAGGCCCUUGGUUUCGGCAACGGCCUGCUGGGCCUAGCCAUUCGCGACGGCAACAUCUCGCACAUUGAGGGCGGCGGCGAAUGGCAGCGCGAUGCCACCAAGGGCAUGCUGCGGCAGUUUAUCCAGUAUCUGCCCAACAUGGACCUGUGCUUCAACGUGCACGACGAGCCGCGUGUCGUGGUGCCGCACGAGGACAUGGCGCGGCUGGUGGCGACGGCCAAGGGCAAGACCAUGGCCAGGGCGCGCGCCAACGCCGACAGCCCCGGCACGCUGCGCAACCAGUUCACGGCCAAGGUCAAGGGCCUCGGCAGCGGCAACCGCUUCGAGGAGGCGGCGCUGACACGCUUCAACGUGUUUGCGCACCAGCCGACAUGGACGCACUCGCGCAUGUCGUGCCCGCCCGACAGCCCCGCGCGGGCGCUGGAGGAGGGCGAGCAGCGCGACGACGUGGCGCAGUACAGCUUGAGCGAGCUGGGCUUUGUGUACAACAUGACGGCGCUGUCGGACAUUUGCUACACGCCGUCGCUGCGCGAGACGUUUGGGUUUUUUGAUAGGCCCAAUGCCUACAACAUCGUGCACGACCUGUUCCCCAUCUUCUCGCAGUCCAAGGUCUCCUCGUAUGCCGACAUCCUGUACCCGUCGCCGUGGUACUGGUACGGGAAGGUGACCUACGACGAGGCGCGCGACCGGCCGUGGGCCGACAAGAUCGACCAGCUGUACUGGCGGGGCUCCACGACGGGGGGGUUCAGCCGUGACGGCGGCUGGCGCCGGCAGCACCGCCAGCGCUUCGUGCAGAAGAUCAACGCCGUCGACCAGGCCAUGAUCCUCAAGAAUGCAGCGGCCGACCGCGAUGGCGGCGAGCAGGACUGGCAGGUCAAGGAGGUGGCGCGCGCCGACUUCAAGGACCUCUUCAAUGUGUACUUCUCGCACAUUGGCCAGUGCGACGAGGGCGACUGCGAGGCGCAAAAGCAGUUUUUCGAGAUCCAGGACCGUGCCGACCAGCAGGACGCCUGGCAGUACAAGUACCUGGUGGACCUGGACGGCAACGCCUUCUCGGGCCGUUUCUACGCGUUCCUGCAGAGCAAGAGCCUUGUGUACAAGCAGGCUAUUUUCCGCGAGUGGCACUACGAGUGGCUCAAGCCGUGGGCGCACUACAUCCCGCUGAGCCUGCGCGGUGACGACUGGCUGGAGACCGUGCGGUUCUUUGGCGACGGCGCGCUGGGCAAGAAGGAAGCGGAGCGGCUCGCGUUGCAGAGCCGCGACUGGGCCAACAAUGUCGUGCGCAAUGUCGACCUGGAGGCGUGGUUCUUCCGGUUGCUGUUAGAGUAUGGCCGUGUUAUUGACGAUGACCGCGAGUCCAUCGGCUUCACUCUCUAG